AUGUGGCUUCUCAACACGGCCGACUACUCGCUGACAAGCGUCUUGUAUCCAGAACGCUAUGCAAUACUAUCGCACACAUGGGGCGACGGCGAGGUCACCUUUGACGACAUCAAGAACCUCGACAGUGCCUCCAGGAAGGCCGGGUGGGAUAAGAUCGCGCAGACCUGUCGUUUAGCGGCAGCUCAGGGGUUCGAAUACGCAUGGGUCGACACGUGCUGUAUCGACAAGAGCAGCAGCGCCGAGCUCUCCGAGGCCAUCAACUCCAUGUUCAAAUGGUACAGGAACGCUACCGUGUGCUACGCCUACCUCUCCGACCUCGAUCCAACGCCCAUCGGCCUGGACGGCGCCGAGUCAACGCCCAUGGGCCUGGACGACGCCGAGUCCCCCAAGCCCGGAGAAAAAAGGCUCGAGCGCGACUUGCCCCAGUGCGCUUGGUUCACGAGGGGCUGGACCCUGCAGGAGCUCAUCGGCCCACGAAACCUCGAGUUUUACGACUGUGGCUGGACAAUGAGAGGCACCAAAGUCUCGCUGGGCAAGCUUCUCUCUGCCAUAACCACAAUCCCCAUAUGGAUCCUGCUUAAUCAGGCACCACUCCACAGAUGCUGCGUCGGGAGGAGGAUGAGUUGGGCUGCGAACCGAAAGACGACGCGGAUUGAAGAUCUGGCAUAUUGUCUUCUGGGCCUGUUCGACGUGAACAUGCCUAUGAUCUAUGGCGAGGGCGAGAACGCGUUCCGGCGCCUGCAAGAGGCCGUCGCCAUGGCCACCAACGACAUGUCGCUCUUCGCGUGGUCCGACCCAAGUCUGCACUCGACUGUGUCCUUCCAUGGCAUCUUUGCCACGUCUCCUGCCCUGUUCGCCCAAUGCGAGGGCCUGGUGAACAGCUUCUCCCCAUCUCACUACGACCUCCGUGCCUUCUCCAUCACCAACAGAGGGGUCAAGUUU
This is a messenger RNA of Lasiosphaeria miniovina, 942 nucleotides long. RefSeq names its product heterokaryon incompatibility protein-domain-containing protein. The transcript has a single exon. The record is from RefSeq and is a predicted model, not a curated record. The annotation marks the transcript as partial. Lineage: Eukaryota; Fungi; Ascomycota; Sordariomycetes; Sordariales; Lasiosphaeriaceae.